CCCUGGCUUUGUAGUCUCUUAGAUUAUUCAUCAAUGGUGACAUGAGCUAUAGAUGGAGUCCUUCAGCAUAUUUUGAUCAUCUUGAAGGAAACAUAUGUUGGGACGGUUCUGCGAGCGAAACCGUGGUGACCGCCGUGCACGGUGGGCCCAGGAAGGCUCGGAAGAAGUUUGUUGGGGUUCGGCAGCGGCCGUCUGGACGAUGGGUUGCGGAAAUCAAGGACACGAUACAGAAGAUUAGAGUGUGGCUCGGCACCUUUGACACUGCUGAGGAAGCAGCUCGAGCCUAUGACGAAGCUGCUUGCUUACUCCGAGGAGCCAACACUCGCACGAACUUCUGGCCUUCUUCCCAGCCAUUUUCGACUGCACCCGCCCUUCCGUCUAAAAUCACGAACCUUCUUAUUCGUAGGCUUGAAGCCCGAAAUAAUUCUUUAGCUGCGACCACUUCAUCACAGAAUCCUUCUCUGCUCACAGCCAACAUGAAGCAGCCGGAGGAAUUCCAAGAUGGAACGGCUGAGUUCUCGGAUACCCAUUUCAUGGACGACUUCCUCAAUGAUCUAGAUGAAUAUCUACCCGCCAACGAUUCAAUGAUAUUUACAGAUAGCGGUACUUCGAGCUCUGAAGCGGAUAUGGCCGUUCAUGUGGAUCGUUGUGAUUAUCAUCCGACUGAUUCAUCUUCAACUGGAGAUACAAUUGGAGGUGAAGUGGAAGAUGAAGAAGGGAUGGAUUUCAAGUUCGUUGAUGAACUCGGAUCUGCUUGCAGCUUUUCUCCGUUUGAGAUAGCUCAAGAAAUAGCAUUGGAGUCGGGGGAAGAAGAAGAGCCAUUGACGAUAAGUGAAGCGAUGAAGCGGAUGAAAUACGAGCGGAAAUUCUCAGCUUCCCUCUACGCUUUCCACGGCAUACCAGAAUGCUUAAAGCUAAAACUUGGACCACGAGGGGGUUUGAAGGCUAGAGAAUUGUCCAAAACGCAAGGAACCGAUCGUCCAGUGAAACAAGGCAAAAAGGAUACGGAAGAGUGUGUGGUGGUAGAGUACGUAGCAACUGAGAUGGCUACAAUUUCCUCUUCGAAUGAUGUUAUUUAUGGAGAAUUAUCGCUCUGGAGCUCCCUCGAUCUCCCUACCAUCUGCUAUGUUUAGAGCUCGGUUUUAAGUCUUUAUAUAGUUUUUAGACACUUGGUUAACCCACAGUGGGAGUCCAUACCAAUUUACACGCACCUAAACUAAUAUCACGGGGCUCUGUAGAUAACAAUCAAUAAAAUUCCGCUGAUCUUUUUGAUGGUGUUUUUGUCCAUUGAAUUGGGAUGCUACCUCCAACGAGCUUCGUACACCACGAAAUACAAGGUUUUUUUUGGCAUGGGUCAUCUUAUCGAUCUUUUGUCUUUUGACUUUGCCUUGGUUUACGUAGAACCCACGCUCGAGCAUUUGACUUGGUCUCCUUAGAUGGACCAUGAACGGGUUUGACUCUAUUAAGUUCGUUUCUGGCUCCAUCACUAGUUGUGACUCUGUUAAGUUCGCUCGCUAUGUAUGAUCCUUUUGUUUGAAAAAACAGUUUUCGGUUAAUAUCGAGCUUGAUAACACUUUCGAUUAAUGAUUUCAUACCUGAAAUAUCCUUACAUAAAAGCAAAAGUGGAAAAACUUGACAAAAAGGAAACACAUUCCAAAAAGCGUAUUUUCUCGACACUAUACCGGGUUCGAAUAUAGAGUUGUAGUCAUGGAGGUUUACCUGCGACAACCCCAGGCCAUUUGUGGUGGUCGUGGAAUUAAUUGGUGUGCGUAAGCUAUACUAUACUCGAGCUUUUUCGUUACCCGUAAAUAGAGCGUUUGAUAAAAGUAUAUUGCUUAACAUAUGAAAAAUGUUAAAUUCGCUCAUUUUUUUGGAUGUACAUUUACCUUUGUACCCUUGUAAAAAGUCUAGUUAUACUCGUCUAUAUAAUACAUGAAGUCACUCAAGACGCGAACAUUAUUCACAUGGUAUCAAUUGAUCCAUUCAUUUUCAGCUUAAACCUUGGCCUUUUGUCUUUGUGCGUGAACCAGUCUACUUUCUGCUUGAAGGGGGUGUUCCGUUUAACUUACCGGUAAAAUUCAAUACUAUCACUUA
Molecule: messenger RNA, 2094 nt
Organism: Cynara cardunculus var. scolymus (artichoke)
Lineage: Eukaryota; Viridiplantae; Streptophyta; Magnoliopsida; Asterales; Asteraceae
Product: ethylene-responsive transcription factor RAP2-11-like
Exons: 2
Coding region: 42-1133 (363 amino acids)
Biological process (GO): regulation of DNA-templated transcription
Molecular function (GO): DNA-binding transcription factor activity; DNA binding
Source: RefSeq, a predicted model, not a curated record